UAAAAAGGGAAAUCAAACAAACAUGCUCUGCAAAAACUGGAUUUUGUGUUGUUUCUCUCUCCCUCUCUCCUCAUAGUAAAGUUUGACGCCUUCUCCCACCAUCGCCUGCAACUGCAAUCAGCAAUAAAUAUAGCACUAUCCUAAAACUUUCUUCUUCCGCCAUUUGUAUGCUGCAAACCAAUUCUAAACGCACAUAUAUAAUCGAAUGACGUGAAGUGCUUUUUAUUCAGAAAAAUGGCAUGUGUUGAUGUUAACGACGACCGCACCAUCAAUCCAAUGAUUGGAUUGCAGGAGCCGAGCAUCGAUACCGACAAAUUGAGCUACGAGAUUUUCUCCAUUUUGGAGAGUAAGUUUUUGUUCGGCUACGAGGACCAGCAGAUUUGGCUACCGAAGCCGAUUGCGGUGCAGCCGAAGACCGCCGUCUUCUCCGAUGGCGGAGCUCAGGCUCCCAAAAAUCAGAGGGGGAAAAUCUGCAUCCUCAGCAUCGACGGCGCCGGUAUGCGGAGCAUUUUGACCGGCAAAACCCUCGCGUAUUUGGAGACAGCGCUGAAGAACAAGUCAGGGAAUCCUGACGCCAGAAUCGCGGAUUAUUUCGACGUCGCCGCCGGCACAGGCGUCGGCGGGAUUUUUACAGCGAUGCUCUUCGCCGCGGGCGAUCAGAACCGUCCGAUUUUCCACGCGGACGAUACGUGGAAGUUCCUCGCGGCGGAGGGGAAAAAGGUGUAUUCGAUUGCGACAUCACGGAGUUCGAGGAACGGUUUUCUCAAGCGAAUUUUUAAGAAAUCCGGCAGCAGCAGCGGCGGCGGUUCGUCGUCGGCGAAGGAUAUGGAGAAGGCGAUGAAGGAAGCGUUCAAGGACGAGAGAACCGGUCGCAGCCUGACGCUGAAGGACACGUUGAAGCCGGUUCUGAUCCCCUGCUACGACCUCUCCAGCGCGGCGCCGUUUCUGUUCUCGCGAGCCGACGCGCUCGAGAGCGACAGCUUCGAUUUCAAUCUGUGGGAGGUGUGCUUGGCGACGUCGGCCGAGCCGGUCGCCUUCGAUCCGGUUUGCAUGAAAUCGGUCGACGGUUUGACCCGAUGCGUAGGUCUAGACGGCGGAAUGGCGAUGAGCAACCCUACCGCGGCGGCGAUCACGCAUGUUCUGCACAAUAAACAGGAGUUUCCGUUUGUGAGAGGAGUGGAGGAUAUUUUGGUCCUUUCAGUCGGCGCCGGGGGGCAGCUGAUGGAGGGCAGCUUUGACUAUGAGCAGGUAAAGACGUGGAAGGCUAAGGAUUGGGCGCGGCCGCUAGCGCGGAUUUCCGGCGACAGCGCGUCGGAGAUGGUUGACCACGCUGUGGCAAUGGCGUUCGGUCAAAGCCGUAGCAGCAAUUACGUCAGAGUUCAGGCAAGCUGUUCCAGCUUUAGUCAAUGUGGUGCAAAUGUGGAUUCGGACCCCAGUCCGAGGAACGUAAAAAUGCUAAUGGGGAUAGCAGAUGAGAUGCUGAAGCAGAAAAAUGUGGAGUCUGUCCUCUUCAGUGGUAAGAAGAUAGGAGAGCAGAGCAACUUGGAGAAGCUAGACUGGUUUGCCGACCAACUUGUGCUGGAGCAUCAGAAGAGGAGUUGCCGGAUAGCUCCCACUGUUGCGUUCAAGCAACCGACAAGUUGGCCUAAGCAAAAUUAAAUGUGGGUGAAUUGGGCAGAAGUAAAAAAGAAGGAAAUUGUAAGGUAAAAAAAUGUAAAGUGAUAGUAUAAUAUACUACUCCUACUAUAUACUAGCAACUUUCACAUUUUGAGAAGGAUAGAGAAAUGGAGAAGUGGGGUUUGAGUUUGUGUUGUAAAAAGGGUUGUGGGUGGAUCUAGGUGGGAUUCUUUGCCUGCCAGCGGCGGAGCAUGGUGGUAGCAGCCACACCACGGUGGUCUUAUUAAAGUUGUACCUUUUUCUCUUCUUUAUUGGAUGAUUAAAAAAGUUCUACUAUUCUAGCCUAAAUUCUUGGUGGUUUA
Molecule: messenger RNA, 1979 nt
Organism: Salvia splendens (bonfire salvia)
Lineage: Eukaryota; Viridiplantae; Streptophyta; Magnoliopsida; Lamiales; Lamiaceae
Product: patatin-like protein 6
Exons: 3
Coding region: 235-1659 (474 amino acids)
Biological process (GO): lipid metabolic process
Source: RefSeq, a predicted model, not a curated record